UGACGAGUACAACAACCGCGUAUAGCCGUAAUUGAAUGCCACGCUUCAAACGCGUAUAUCCGUGCUUUUGUUUUACGCACCACCUUUCCUAUUUCUAUUAUCCACUAUCUUUUAUAUUCAUCGUCCAAAUCCUUUCCUCCUAAAAAAUCAUUCUGCAGAAAGUGAAUUCAAACUCUAGAAUUCAACAAUGGCGUCCUCAAUAGAAGACAAAUCCAACUCCUCCUCAAAUCACUCAAUCUCCUCUGCUUACAUCUCUGACAUGGUAGAAGUCAAGAAAGUCUUCGAUCGUUUCGAUACCAACGGCGAUGGAAAAAUCUCCGUUACCGAACUCACUGGCGUAAUGACUGCACUCGGAUCGGAAACUUCUGAGCAAGAAGUGAAGCAGAUGAUGGAAGAAAUGGAUUCUGACAAAGACGGUGUCAUUAGCCUCGAUGAAUUCGCGAACUUCUGUUCCAGAAAACUUGAAGGUGAUGAAAACGGCUCGCAAGAGCUUCUUGAUGCGUUUAAGAUGUAUGAUCAGGAUAACAAUGGCUUGAUUUCUACUGCUGAAUUGUACCUCGUUUUGACUCGCCUUGGUGAGCAUUGCUCUGUUCAGGAUUGCGAGAAGAUGAUUCAGUCUAUUGAUUCUGAUGGUGAUGGUAAUGUUAACUUUGAAGAGUUUCGGAAGAUGAUGACCAGGAAAUCAUCAUAGUCGUGAAAUUAGGUUUUCGCAUUCAUCGUAGUUUGCCGACUCUGGGUACGAAUUUGAUAGCGUAAAGCCCUAAUUUGUCCUGAUCUGGUACCACUUUUCCUUUAAUUGCACUUUACUCAAUUAAAAAACCCUUUCCAUGGAUGAUUAUGCUGUUUAGCUGUUUAAUUGGCAAUUUGUGACUCCUAACAAUGAAAAUCUGUAUUGUUUGUGAUUGAAUAUUAUUUUAGGGCAAAACUUGUUAAUUUCUUCUGUUAUUUAAUAACACCGAAAUCUGAACUCUGAAGCCCGGUAUCCGUUUGUUUUGUCUCAAAUGUUAUUAAUUGUCAAAAUUCAAGGAUUGCAUUUUGACAGAAAAAAUUGACUGCAUUAAUACUAGCUUCAAUCUUUUUCUUUAUGCCACCGAUAUUGUUAUUUAUUGUGUAUGUGUCACAUAUUUAGUGCCAUGUCCAACUAUUUUGUAUUAUUUUUAUAUAUUUUAAUCAUACUCACUAUUUGUUUAAUCAUGUUUAUACUUUUAACUAGAUCAUACUUCCGACUUUUAUAAAAAAAACACUUGUAAUUCAAAGGUACAGAUGUGUGUCUUCAACAUAACGUUCGAUUAGUUUUAAGUCUGCCUUGACUUGAUGGCUUCCUUCUACAUUUUUGUUCCAAAGGGAGUGCUCGGCGGCAGUUUUGUGAGUAAUUGUACUUGUAUUAUUGUAUUAUUGGUUAAAAAUAAGGAUAGUAAUAGCUAUUUGAAUAUAAUUUGUUGAGAUAUGUAUAAAAAUCUUAAAAUAAUACUUUUAGUUUUGUAAAGCUAUAAAUUGUAAUGUAAAAUCUGCUUUAUGGAACAAUGAUAAUAUGAUAUUUAUUGUAAAGUUUAGCAUUAAAUGUAGAUUACUAAUAGAACUAAUACUUACAUUGCU
Messenger RNA from Amaranthus tricolor (Joseph's coat), 1596 nucleotides. Its product is annotated as calcium-binding allergen Ole e 8-like. Lineage: Eukaryota; Viridiplantae; Streptophyta; Magnoliopsida; Caryophyllales; Amaranthaceae. The transcript has a single exon. The record is from RefSeq and is a predicted model, not a curated record. Bases 188 to 691 code for a protein of 167 amino acids. Gene Ontology annotation, molecular function: calcium ion binding.